Molecule: messenger RNA, 965 nt
Organism: Triticum urartu
Lineage: Eukaryota; Viridiplantae; Streptophyta; Magnoliopsida; Poales; Poaceae
Product: growth-regulating factor 12
Biological process (GO): DNA-templated transcription; regulation of DNA-templated transcription; developmental process
Cellular component (GO): nucleus
Molecular function (GO): ATP binding
Source: RefSeq, a predicted model, not a curated record
UAGCCAGUCGCUGCUACUGACACCGACAGCCGACGUCAAACGGCAGCGUCGCGUCCCUUCGCUUCUCUCUACUCAAAGAACCUGCGCGAGCUCCAUACCACUCUUGCCUCUAUCCGCAGCACUCAUUCGAACACAAAACAACACCAGACAGCCGCGGAGGAAGAAAGGCGCACUCCAGAGAUGACCGAGCGAAGGCAGGAGCACUCGCCGCCGUCCAAGAUCCCCCGCCUCUCCGGCGCCGACGACGAUGACGGCGCAGGGACGGUGACCAUGGCGGCGCCGUCGCCGCUGGUUCUUGGGCUGGGUCUCGGCGUAGGCGGCAGCAGCAGUGACAGCGGACGCGACGACGCGGAGGCCUCUGCGGCGACGCGGCCGUCGGCGCUGACGUUCAUGCAGCGGCAGGAGCUGGAGCACCAGGUGCUCAUCUACCGCUACUUUGCCGCCAACGCUCCCGUGCCCGUGCACCUCGUGCUCCCCAUCUGGAAGAGCGUCGCCGCUUCCUCCUCCGCCCCGCAGAGGUUUCCAUCCCUGGCGGGGCUGGGGAGCAUGUGCUACGACCACAGGAGCAGCAUGGAGCCGGAGCCGGACCGGUGCCGGCGCACGGACGGCAAGAAGUGGCGGUGCUCGCGCGGCGUGGUGCCGGGGCACAAGUACUGCGAGCGCCACGUCCAUCGCGGCCGCGGCCGUGCAAGAAAGCCUGUGGAAGCCGCGGCGGCCACAUCAGCCGUCCCGAUCCGCGCGAUGCACGCCGCCGACGCGCAGGGCGCCACCAGUGCGCACGCGGCGCCACCGCAGCGCCUCGGCUUCUCCUCCCCCGCCGGCGUCUACCUGGCGCACGGCACCGCCCGUGCCACCUGACCUGACGCCGGCAUUUUCUUCAGUUAGCUACAGAUGUUUUGCUUUGCUUGUUUGUGCUAAUCUGUAGCGGGAAAUCUCCGAGGAUUAUGCUGUACUGGUACUGGUAA